Molecule: messenger RNA, 540 nt
Organism: Cladocopium goreaui
Lineage: Eukaryota; Dinophyceae; Suessiales; Symbiodiniaceae
Source: the annotation of a GenBank genome assembly
AUGAGCGAUCUGGCCAAGGAAGCUGCAGCCUAUGCCGAGACCAGGCAGCUGGACGCGCAGUGCAUGGCCAACACUCUGUGGACCUUCGCCUCGCUGUCCUGGCGCGAUGUGCCGCUGCUGGUGGCCUUCAGCCGGGCGCGAGAGACGGUACUGGGAGGUGGAGAGCAGGAGCUGGGCAGCUUCCUCUGGGCCAUGGGCAAGCUGUGCUAUGAGGACCCGCAACUCAUGGCGGACGUCGCGGCCGUUUCCAUGGCCCGCCUCAAGGAGUUCUCCUCCCGAGGCCUGGUCAGCAUCGCGUGGUACCUUGGGACCCUCAGUCGCUCGGUGUCAGCCGGAGGUACCUGCAAGAAGCCGCUGCUCCAUGCCAUUGCCGCAUCCCUGUCUCCGGAAGACAUGGCGUGUCAGGAUGUGGCGAACGUGGCCUGGACCUUUGCUCGGCUGAUAGUGGAUGAUUCUGCCUGCAAGGUGGUGCUGACAGAUGCGUUUCUACAUGCUCCAAGUGGUCAGUUCAAACUGCAGGAGUUGUCUAACUUGGCUUGA